Chinchilla lanigera (long-tailed chinchilla) is the source of this 567-nucleotide messenger RNA. Its product is annotated as small EDRK-rich factor 1. The record is from RefSeq and is a predicted model, not a curated record. NCBI's taxonomy places the organism in Eukaryota, Metazoa, Chordata, Mammalia, Rodentia, Chinchillidae. Bases 185 to 373 code for a protein of 62 amino acids. The transcript has 3 exons.
CGCGCAGACGCUCUCGGGCCACGCGGGUAGCGGGGCCGCCGGCUGUGGGAACGGAGGCGUCGCCCCGCGGAGAGCCGGCGCGCGCUCAGAUUUCCAGGGUGACGGGUGGCCUCAGCCGCGGAGCGUGCGAGGGAGCCGUUGCUGGUCCGGGCUGCUCUCCUUUAGGCUCCGUGGGGUGGUCGGCAUGGCCCGUGGCAAUCAGCGAGAACUUGCUCGCCAGAAGAAUAUGAAGAAAACCCAGGAAAUCAGCAAGGGAAAAAGAAAAGAGGAUAGCUUAACUACUUCUCAGAGAAAGCAGAGGGACUCUGAGAUCAUGCAACAAAAGCAGAAGGCAGCUAAUGAGAAGAAGUCUGUGCAGACAGGAGAAAAAUGAUACCCAGCUCUUUGGGAAACCUGGGUGCUACUGCCAGCUGGUACCUCAUGCUCCAAGAUCGGGAUUCCUUAGAGUAACAAGCAUCACUGUGUUACAGCUCAUCUUCAUAAAACUGUUUACUUCAAACUUUCUUUUUCAGCCUCAGUGUGAUGUUCUAGAACCAUUCUUCAAAGAAUAAAAUGCUGUGCCUGUGA